Molecule: messenger RNA, 2892 nt
Organism: Coffea arabica (coffee)
Lineage: Eukaryota; Viridiplantae; Streptophyta; Magnoliopsida; Gentianales; Rubiaceae
Source: RefSeq, a predicted model, not a curated record
AUGAGGCGACGAUAUCUUGAUGCAAUGGCAUUGGUACAAAAAUAUGGAAAGCCGGAUAUUUUCCUGACCAUGACAUGUAAUCCAAUGUGGAAAGAGAUUCAAGAUAAUCUGCAAUUUAAAGAAAAACCUCAGGAUAGGCCAGAUCUUUUGUCUAGAGUGUUUAGAGCAAAAUUUGAAAUGCUUAAGGCUGAACUUUUAGACAAGAAAAUUUUUGGAGAAGUCGCUGCAUGCUUCCCUCAUUUGUAUUCUCUUGUUCUUAAGCACAUGGUUCAUGGACCUUACGGACACAUGGGUAAGAAUAGCCCUUGUAUGAAAGAUGGUAGCUGUAAAAAUCAUUAUCCAAAAAACUUCUGUGAACAUACAACUCAUGCCGAAGACAGCUAUCCAUACUAUAGGCGGCGGAACGAUGGCAGUAAAAUAACUGUUCGCAGGUUUGAGCUUGACAAUAGAUGGAUCAUUCCUUAUAACCCAUAUCUUUUAGCCUUGUUUGAUUGCCACAUGAAUGUGGAAAUCUGUUCCACUUUGAAGCUGGUUAAGUAUUUGUUCAAGUACAUCUUCAAAGGACACGAUCUUAUCAGCUUCAAAAUUAUAUCUGACGAUUCCCGUGCCAAUGUCGAUGAGAUUAGAGAAUUCCAGCAGGGAAGAUGGAUUUCGCCCCCCGAGGCUUUUUGGCGCAUCUUUGAAUUUAGGCUAAACGAGAUGACUCCAGCUGUCUAUACUCUACAGGUUCAUCUACCUGGCCAGCAGCUCAUCACUUUCAACAAAAACUCGGACCUUUUGCCGCUGAUGAGGAAAAUUGACUUCUCAAAAACCAUGUUGAUCGAGUUCUUCAAAAUGAACAAAACAAAUGAAAGGGCUGAAACCUUGAAGUGCUUUUAUAGAGAAUUUCCAGAGCAUUUUGUUUGGUCUUUUAAAUAUAAAGCUUGGACUGAGAGAAAGCGUAAGAAAGCCAUUGGAAGGCUAGUGGCAAUCAGCCCUCAUGAAGGUGAGAGAUACUACCUUAGACUACUGCUUACUCAUGUUCGAGCACCUACGUCAUUUGAUGACCUCUUAACUAUUAGUGGCCAAAAAAUGGAUUGCUUUAGAGAUGCUGCUUUGGCCCUUGGGCUUUUACAGUCCGAUACAUAUCUACAAGAGACUCUUGAAGAAGCAGCUCUUUUUCAAAUGCCAUCCUCUUUGAGACUCUUAUUUGCUACUAUUCUUGUUCAUUGUUCUCCGACAGAUCCUCGAUUUCUUUGGAACAAAUUUCAGCUAGAACUCUCUGUAGAUUACCACCGAUCUCACCACCUCUGUUUUUAUACGGCUGAAGAAAUUAGAAAUAAGGCCCUGCAGGAAAUUAAAAAAAUGGUCGAACAAAUGGGUAAGAGUUUUCCUGACUACCAUCUAACUACAGACAUUCCACCAGCUGUUCACUAUGAUAAGCUAACAAAGGAGAUUGAAUGUGAGAGAAAUAUUGAAGUUCUAGCAGAGGAUCUAAUAAUGUCUUCGAGGUUAAAUAUUGAACAACGGCACGCCUAUGAUUUAAUUCUGCAAUCAGUUUUCUCUCCCAUUGGCCAGAAUUUUUUUGUUGAUGGCCCUGGGGGAACUGGUAAGACUUUCUUAUAUCGGUCCCUUCUAGCUACUUUGAGAUCCCAAGGCCACAUUGCUAUUGCAGUUGCAACGUCGGGUGUCGCAGCGUCUAUUCUUCCAGGAGGAAGAACAGCUCACUCUAGAUUCAAGAUGCCACUAGAUUUUUUUAGAAAUAAAACCUGCCAGAUUAGUAAACAGGGCAGUGUUGCAAGAUUGCUUUUUCAAUCAAGGUUAAUCUUGUGGGACGAGGCUUCAAUGGCAAAACGAGAAAUUGUUGAAGCCUUUGAUGGUUUACUUAGGGAUAUAAUGGACUGUGACCUUCCAUUUGGAGGAAAAGUAGUUGUUUUCGGUGGUGACUUCCGUCAAACUUUGCCGGUUAUCAAACAGGCAACAAAACAGACUCUUAUCGAAUCCAGUCUUCCUAACUCUCCUUUGUGGCUUAAGCUCCAGAAGCUGCAUUUGACACAGAAUAUGCGAGCCAUCUUAGAUCCAGCGUUCUCAGAAUUCUUAUUAAGAAUAGGAGAAGGAAGAGAGCCUGUUGACAUAGAUGGCGAAAUAACCUUAUCUUCUGAGAUGGUCAUUCCUUAUACUGACAAAGAGAAAUCUUUGAACAGGUUGCUGGAAUUUGUUUUUCCAGAUUUAACAGCCUAUUUAAAAGAUCCUUAUAGUAUGAUCAAUAGAUGUGUCCUUGCUCCAAAAAAUACCUCAGUUGAUGAAAUAAAUGACAUGCUAAUCAGAAGAUUUCCUGGGAAUCUUCAUGUGUAUGUCAGUUCUGAUAGAACUGUUGAUCCACGCCAUCAAGGAGACUAUGAAGAUUUCUUGAAUUCUCAAAAUCCAAAAGGCCUUCCUCCUCACAAACUGGUGCUCAAAGAAAAUUGUCCAAUCAUGCUUAUGAGAAACCUCAACCCUACUGAAGGAUUAUGCAAUGGUACACGACUCAUUUGCAGAGAGCUAAGACAGAAUACUAUCUGUGCAGAGAUAGCUUUUGGCCAACAUCAAGGGAAAAGAAUCUUUUUCCCUAAAAUUCCUAUGCAAGUAUCUGAUAAUGACAAGAAUGGCCUGCCGUUUAUAAGGACACAAUUUCCUGUUCGUGUCUGUUUUGCCUUGACAAUAAACAAAUCCCAAGGCCAAACACUAGAUUAUGUUGGAAUCUACCUCCGUGAGCCAGUUUUUUCUCACGGGCAACUAUAUGUUGCUUUAUCUAGAGUUAAAACUUCUGCAGCAGUCAAAAUCCUUAUCCUGCCUGGAACUUUUGAUGGCAUAAAAACUGAUUGCAAGACUAGAAAUGUUGUCUUUGAAGAAAUACUUCACCUCACUGCAUGA